GGUCGAAAUAUUUAGUUUUCGAAUCACUGUCAUCUUAUUUCUCCAAUAAUAAGAUUGUUUUUCAUUUAUUUAAAUCGUUAAUAAAUAUAAAUUGAUUGAUUAACGAUUUAAAAGCGUAGACUGAUGUACGUUUACUGUAUAGGUACAUAACAUAGAUAUUAAAGUCUCUCCAUAACUUAAAACAUUUAGUUAAUAAUUCUUAUAUUUAUAUUUUAAAAAUGCACUUUUAAAAAUGUUAUAUUACAAAUCUAUAACAUUCAAUUUGUUUUAUAUUUUCGUUGUAUCCUUCAUUUCAGUCCCAUGUAAGUAUUAAACAUUUAUUACAUUAUCAUACUUUGGUUUCAAAAGUUUAGUUAAUAAAUCAUACCUAUGUGUUAUUGUUUUAUCAUAAAUAAUAUAAAUUAAACAUAAUACAUUAAAUUAAUAUUGUUUUUAAAUACUUAAUUUUACUAAUAACUUUGGAUAUUUCACAUAUUUAAGUUUAAUUUUACUAUUUAUGGACACUAUUAUAUCUAAAAAUGUAAAUAGUCCAUUGUUAUUAUAUUUGAGUUGGUAAGUAAAAUAAAUCAUGUAAUAAUAUUUCGUAGUUCCCCAAUGUUUUAUAGUUUGACAACAAAUUUAUAUUAUGUAGUUUUGUUCAUAUUUUUAAACUUAUUUAUAUUAUUUAAUGGUUUUAAAAUAUCUCUGAAGAGCAUAGUCACAAAUCCCUUAAAAACUUAGUCGCUACACCUCCCAUCCCACAAUUAAGUUAAUACAAAAUUUAUAUAAUACUAGUUGAAUAAUUCGGCUUCGCCCGUGUAUUGUAACAACGUGGAUUAUAUUUUAGUAUUUCAAAGAAAAAUUCUAAGAGACAAUUCUUAUCGAAGAAAUAUUGAAAUAUAAAUAUAUAUAUAUCCUAUAUUACUAUAGUUUAGCUGUUUAGUUGAAAAAAAUGUUUUUGAAUCAUUUUACAUUUUAUUAUUCUUAUUAUUACUGUUGUUACUGUUAUUGUUAUUAGAAGGCAUAAUUGCACAGAAAUGGCAUUGAAAUUAAAUUAAAUGAAUUUAAAUUUGUUGAGCAUUGAUCAGUAAUCAAAAUUCCAAUAAAAUUAACAAACAAUAUUCAGUAGAUACCAUAGAUACUUCAUAAUCAACAAAAAUUAUACCACAAAAUACUAAAAUCCCUGUGUCAGCUAUCCUUAAGGAGUUGAAUUCUAGAAAUUUCAAUAACUUUAAACCUUGUCCAAACCACGCAGAAUAUUUUGCAAAAAACCCUGUUAAAAUCGGUCCAGUAGUUUUCAAGUUUAUAAAGAACAUACAAACAGACAGACUUUCUUUUUUUAUGUAGAGAGAUUAUGGGAUCUCAUUAAAUAUCUUUGAUUCCCCCCAAAAAAUUGGACUAUUUGUACCUAUGCUAAAGAGAAAAAUAUACCUACAUUUUAAAUAAUAAAUUAUGAUAUUUGUCUGAUUUGUUUGAAUUAAACUCGAAUAAUUUUACCCGAUCUAUUCAUAAAAUUAAAAUAUAAAUGGUUCACAAAAUGAAUUAAAAUAAACAUUGUUUUAGAUACAAAUGGGAAUAGUAUUAAUGAAUAUAGAAAAAUGUUUCCAAAACUUGGUGAAAAUGUUACAUUAAAAUGUGAAUUCAAUAAUAUGAUAAAUUCUACUGUCUUUUGGAAUAUUCAUCAUAAAGAAUUGCCCGGCCGAGCUAAAAUUUUAAAAAAUGGAAAUUUAUUUAUAUCAUCAUUUAACACAACAGAUGCUGGUAUUUAUAUUUGUGAUCGUGCAGCUGGAAAUGAAACAUCAAUUGAAUUUGAAUUAAUAUCAAAAAGCAAGUAUUAUAAUUAUUAAUUUCAUUUCUAAAUAUACUAAACAUAAUUUAAAUAAUUUCAGGUAUACCUGGGUCCUUAUUAGAUGUAAAAGUUAUUCCUUAUAGUGUAUUAAUACUCAUCACAUGGAGGGAAAUAGAGAAUAAUGAUACAUAUCCUGUUAAAUAUAUAACGAUUAGGUAUAGAAUAGUAGAUGGUGGUUAUGCUAGUAAUAGUUGGAAUGUUCUCAAAGUGAAUCCAUCUAAGGUAAAAUAAUUUAUAUAAAUGUACAGUAAUAUUUUGCUAAAUGCUUAUCCACUUUAUAAAAUGUUUAAAAAAUAGUCUAGAAAUUAGUUAUAACUAGUGCAGAUAUUUAUAUGUUUUUGCAUGUUUUUAUUGGUUUAUCAAAAAUUUUGCUAGUUUAUACCCAAAGAUUUUGAAUUCUGAGUAGAGCGAAGAAAACCUUAUGGUUUUACAAAGAUCUUUUUUUUUUUUUUUUGGACAACUUUUCUACCAGUAAUUUUGCUUUAAUAAGCAGCACUUUUUCUAAAAGGAAAUCUGACUAUGGGGGUACUUUAGAAAGGUCAUUAUUCAAUUUUCUCAGGAGUUUUAUCAACAAACUAGAAAAACUGGGAAAACCAGAAAAUAGGUACAAUAUUAAACAAAUAUUUUAAAAAAUAUAUAUAUUAUGUCUAUGUAAUUAUUUUACGAUAAUAUAACAUACAUAUUGUUAUUAUUAUUAUUAUUGUAUAUUAUGAAAGCAUUACUUCUAGAUUUUUGUUCCAAAAUAAAAGAUAAUAUAAUAAAAUAUAGUAAAAUUAGUGAAUAUGUGAGUAUUAAAAAUUAAAUAACAUGUUAAAUUAUUGAGUGAUUUAUGUUAACUGUAAGAUGAUUUGGAAGUUUGUAUGAUACUUUUUUCUUUAUAUAGUUGUAUGUCAAGUGCUUUUAUCCAAUUAAUAAUAUAUAUUGUUGACAAAGCAGCACUAUCAACUAAACUCUGUUCAGAAUUGUUUUUUCGUUAGCAAUGGUUUAUUAUUGCUUAUAGAUAUACAUUAAAUUUCUUCUCUAUUACCUUCCCAAGUUUUCACCUACAAGAGUGGCUGCACCCGUCAUCCGCAUGCAUAGUUGCCUGGCUUUAUUCAUAACUGAAGUUAUCUAGGGAAUAACCUAACCGAGUUACACAAUAAUAUUGGUUUUCACAUGGAUUAUAAUAAAAUUUGGAUACAUUAAAAUGUUCAGAAAAAUAAUCUUUACAGAAUGGCUAUCUUAAAAUUUCCAAAAAUAAUAAAAUAAAAAGUUAUUUAAAAAAAAAAAUUAUUUCAAAUAUUUGUAGUCUCUUCCCUGUGAGUAAUAUAAAAAAAAAAAACAGAAUUUGAUUAUCUUUAUUAUCUCUGGAGAUAUUGAAAGGGGUAUAUCUUCGUGAGACAGCUUGUAUAUACAAAAUUUUACUUUGCAUUUUUAGGAUUUUGUAAAUUUUUAUCUUAAAAAUAGAGAAUUAAAAUACAUGAUCUAGAUUUAUAAAUAUCAACAGGUAAGCUGUUAAUGUUAGUACCUAUAUUUUAAUUAAAACAUUUAUUUUUUUUAGGACAUUUUUCAAAUUUUAAAUUACAAUAUAAUAAUAAAAUAUUAAAUCUUUUUGUUGGGUUUAACUAAUAAUAAAAACAAAUUUUCAUUUUGUUUGUUUUUUAGGGUAUAACAUAUCUGCUUUAGUUAUAACUACCUAAAAUAUACAGUAAAACUUCCUUAUAACAGAAUCGUUCAGUACCAAGUGAUUUUUUCACUGUAAAAGAGUUUCUGUUAUGGGUAGACUAAAAUUUUAUGGGAUAUAAGUUCUGCAGAACUGUUGUUGUUUUCCAUUUAAGGAAAUUUCUGUCUUAUAGAAGUUCCCUUAUAAAGAGAUUUUACUGUAUAGAUAGUCUAUUGUAUAUUAUUUAUCAGAAUAUUAAUACAGUAUAGUUUAUGUUUAUAAUUACCGAAAUAAAUUAGAAUUUAUACUGCCGUAAAUUAAUAAAUAUUUUUUUUUGUCUACUGUUUAUAUAUUUUUAGGUUCAGAAAGAAAUUUAUUCAUUGCGUCCAAAUACACAUUACAAAAUUCAACUUUCGGUCAGUAAUGAAAUAGGUGAAGGUGCAAUAACUGAAUUAACUACUAAAACAUUAAAUGAUUUGACAGAGACUGGUAAAAUAUUACUUCUGUUAAUUAUAUUAUUAAUAAUUAAAGUACCUAACUUGUGAUGUUAAAUAAAAUAUUAUUUUUUUAAAACUAUCCCAAUUUUAAGUUACAUUUUUAAUUACUUUAUUUUUAACCAAAUAAUAUUUUGUAUUUUUAAUUUAAUUAUGUUAGGAAUUUUUCAUCUUUUCUUUUCAUUUCAUAAAAUAAUAAAAAAAGACAAUUUUUCAUAAACUACAAGUGUAUCUAAAGAUCUACUUAUGAUUUUUUCCACUGGUUUUUUUUUUUUUAUAUAAUUUGUAAGUAAUUGGUACAACUUUAUAUUCAAAUUCCUUUCAAUGUAUUUUGGAUCACUUUUACACUACGAAGAAGUGUUUGAAAAAAAAAUUAAUCUUUCAAUUUUUUUUAAAUUUGUAUUGUUUAAUAUUUCUAAAUUUUCUUGUUUACCAAAUUUCAUAAGUGGUUUUUUAAGAUGUCUAUAUUAACUUCUUUAAUACUUAACUACAUUUUUUUUAUUUUUUUUUAAAUUUAUGAUAUUAUUUUAUCUUUUACAGCUGAUUUUGAAUUAUUAAUUUUAUUGUAUUUAUUUAGAGUUGGAAAAACACCUUUUGGAAGGAAUUGAUACGUUUGAUACCAGAGCAUGGACAUUUGCAGUAAUAGUAAUUAUGAGUACAUUCAGCAUUUUUGGAAUAGCAUUAUGUUGCUUAUUUAUUAAGGAUCCUAGAAUGCAAAAAAGUAAGUAUGACAGUUCAUACAUUUAGGUUCCAAUAAGUUAUAUUUUUAUUUUUAAAAACCAUUUUUAGUUAUUUAAAUUUAAAUUAUUAGUGAUUAAUUGUAUGUGUUUGAAGUAGGUACUGUCAAAUAUAUGGUACAUAGAGAUAAUUGUAUUUAAGUGACAGGCAAGAUUUUGAAGCCAUAUUUAUUAAUUUAAACUUCUUUUAAAAUGGUCACAUUUGACAUGUACAAUUAAAUUUGUUUUUAAUUAUCUAAUAAUUUCUUUUUUCAUUUUGAUAACCUUACCUAACCUGGUCAAUGAUGGCUAAAAUUGUAAAUAUAUUUGUUAAUACGCAUUUAAUUUUCAAAUGUAUUAAAAGUAUUGCAUUGUACAAAUAUAAUAAUAUUAUAAUAACAUAAUUUUAUAAUUACUUUAUAUUUUUAUUAAAUCAGGUUUGGAAGACAGUGAUGAUAUUGAACGAAUUGAGUUAAUACCAAAUAUUACUAUAAAUCCUGGUUAUUGUGAAACAUAGCUAAGAUUUGAAUAUACUGACACUAAUUUUUAAGUCAGUAGCUUCUCGAAUAUUUAUAUAAAAAAAAAAAUUUUGUUUCAAAAUUAAAAUGUAUAUUAUCAGGUUUGUAUUUUAAGACAUAUUUUAAAUGCAGUUUUAGUUAGAAGGAAGAUUAUAAUUAUUAUUACACUAAAAAUAUUAAGUAACUAUUUGAAAUUUAAAUAACUUGGGAAAGAUAAUGUUAUUAAAUUGUUUUAUUUAAAAAAGGUGCUUUAAAGUUUAGGGUGCUUAUUUAAUAACAUGUAGAUAUAUUUUAUUUUGAACAACUACACAAUAAAAUUACAGGGUUAAUUCAUUUAAUUUUAGUAUUAAACUACUAAUUUAUUUACAAAAUAAACAAUAAAAUAAAUUAAAUAUGUUUAGUAUGUUCUAUAGUUUACAGGUAAUAUUCAUACAAAAAUUAUAAAUCUCUUGAAAAUUAUAUGUCAUAAAUUAAAAUUGAUUCUAUUCAAACUAGAGUAAUGUUAUAUUGUUUAGUUUUAAUUAAUAUUGUUUUAUUAUAACAAUAAUGUAAUCUUGAUGUUUUAUGACAUUUCUUAUGUCAAAUAACUUAUUACAAUGCCAAAAUCUAUCAUUUGUAGACUACAAACAAUUGUUUAACAAUAAAUUAUGCGCCCUAACUAUCAAAUUUAUCUAAAGUAUGUCAAAUAUCCCAUAGUAACUAACAUUUUUGACAUCGCAUUAUAAAUAUCAAAAUCUAUCAUCUACUAUUUAUUAAGUCUUUUAUACAUUUCUUAAUCUGUUUUUAUUUCAAAUGUUUUGUAGUUAUUGAUUCUUCAAAUGCUUCUUUGUAUGUUUAACCAUUAUGAAUUUUUUUUUUCUAUACAUUUGGCUAACGAAAAAUUACUAGUCAUUUUUACUCGACAAAACGAGGUUCUAAUUACCUUUGUUAUAAGACUGCACAUGCUUCAUUUCCAUACUGCCAUGCAUUUGUUUUUUUUUAAUCUUAUGCACAAAGGUAGCUAUUGGUUUUAUUGUGUGAUUUAGGUUAUGUGAAUUAUAUUGUGUUUUUACCCUUCUAUUAUUUGUUUGAAUUGAUAUAUACAACUCAUUUAAUAUUGUCUAAGAAUAAUAAUAUAUAUUAUAUUAUUAACGAUAUUGUAUCCAUUAUACAUUAAGUGAAUCAUAAUCAUAAAAAACAUAAAUACAAUCAUAUUAGUUACAUAAUAAUAACAACUUUUGUAUGAUUUGUAAAUAAUUAAUAUCCAUAGAUCCGUAUUAUUGUAUUAGUUGUGUUUAAAUAUUAUGCAAUCAUAUCAACUUUGUAAAUUAAAAGACUAGAUAUAAAUUAAAAGCAAAUUUAACAAAAAUUGAAUAGAAUAUAAUAUUAUUUUUAAUGAAGAAAUAUAUUUAGUUUUUCAUAACAAGAAAAAAAACUUAUUUUUGAUUUCAUAUUUUGCAAUAUUAUUUAUUAAUUCAAUUUUUGUUUAUUUUGUAUUGAUUUUUAAAUGUAUUUUGUAUUGUUUUUUAUUUAACCUUACUUUAUUUGUUAUUGUUUUGUUAUUUUUUUUUUUUUUACAAUAUUAUGUAAUACUUAAUUUUUAAUAAAUAUGUAUUUUUUUUUUUUAUUAUUUUAUGUUAUUUAACUUUUGUUUACCAGAUUAAAAUAUUACCAUGAUAUUAAUUUUAAUAAUAUAAAUAUAGCAAACCUCUAUGACACUAUUGAAUGUAAUAUAUCUCUGAACGUAAUUAAAUGGUUGGGAAAUGUAGGGUAUUAAGUUUAUGUUUAAUACUAAAUUAAGUAACUGACAAAUCUGGAAGGACCCUGCAUUUGAUUUAAAAAUGUUUCUAAACAUUAAUAUUUCAUUCCCCAUUUCAUCCCAUUCUUAAAAAAAAAUAUUUCCAUACAUAAAUUUGAGUACAUAUAAUUGACUUAUUUUUAAAGUUAAAAUAUUUCAGGGUAUAAUACAUUUUAUUUGUGUGAAGUUGUAUGGUUUUAUUUUUUGAAAAAUGUAUUUUUUUUUAAAAAUCAAAAAUGGAUUUAUUGUUUUAACUAAUAUUAAGAAUUUUAGUUUUAUUAUUGUCAAAUAACUCAUAGGAUAUAAUCAGGUGCUUCAUUUUUUUUUUCUAUCAAAAGUAACUAGAUAUUAAUUUAUUAUUAACUGAUUUAAGUCUGGAAUAGUGAUUUUUGUGUGAUUAUUAUGAAGUAAUUUUGUUCUUAUAUUAGUUUUGUAUGUUUUUUUUUUUAAUAAACC
Molecule: messenger RNA, 7431 nt
Organism: Cinara cedri
Lineage: Eukaryota; Metazoa; Arthropoda; Insecta; Hemiptera; Aphididae
Source: the annotation of a GenBank genome assembly